Fusarium coffeatum is the source of this 1242-nucleotide messenger RNA. RefSeq lists its product as uncharacterized. Gene Ontology annotation, cellular component: cytosol; intracellular membrane-bounded organelle; membrane. Gene Ontology annotation, biological process: endocytosis; maintenance of cell polarity; exocytosis. The record is from RefSeq and is a predicted model, not a curated record. The transcript has 2 exons. The coding region runs from base 1 to 1242 and encodes 413 amino acids. Lineage: Eukaryota; Fungi; Ascomycota; Sordariomycetes; Hypocreales; Nectriaceae. Gene Ontology annotation, molecular function: oxysterol binding.
AUGUCGUCCGCAACCACCCCGGCCGCUCAGGCGAACAGCAGCAGCUGGACCGCCUUCCUAAAGUCCAUUGCUUCCUUCAAUGGCGACCUCUCUUCGCUCACCGCGCCUCCAUUCAUCCUCUCUUCCCAGUCUCUUACCGAAUUCUCUGCCUACUGGGCCACGCACCCUCCCGUCCUGACCGCCCCUGCUGCCGAGUCUGAUCCCGCCAAGCGUGCUAUGCUCGUCCUCAAGUGGUUCCUUUCGACCCUCAAACAUCAAUACGCCAGCAGAAGUGAGCAGUUUGGAAACGAAAAGAAGCCUCUGAACCCCUUUCUUGGUGAACUUUUCCUCGGUACCUGGACCGACGAAGCUGGCGAGACCACUCUCAUCUCAGAACAGGUUAGCCACCACCCUCCUGCUACCGCAUAUUGCAUUCGCAACAACAAGACUGGCGUCGAGCUCGAGGGUUACAAUGCCCAGAAGGCCACCUUCAAGAGCACCAUUAUCGUCAAGCAAAUUGGUCAUGCCGUUCUUCGUGUUCCUCUUGCCUCGGGCGAGAUUGAAUCCUACCUCAUCACCCUCCCUGGCCUGCAUAUCGAGGGUUUGAUUUUCGGUGCGCCCUUCGUCGAGCUUGAUGGCUCAAGUCAUAUUACCAGCUCCAGCGGCUUCACUUCCAAGAUCGACUACAGCGGUAAGGGAUGGCUGUCUGGCAAGAAGAACACCAUUGUUGCCACUGUCCAUCCUACAGGCAAGGAGAAGGAGGUUCUCUACAAUGUCACCGGCCAGUGGAACAAGUCAUUUGAGGUUUAUUCAGGACCCGCCAAGUCUAACUCCAAGUCUACACUUGUGAGCACAUACGACGCUGUCAACACCGCCCAGACUGAGCUCCGCGUUGCUCCUAUCGAUCAGCAACAUCCCCUCGAGUCUCGUCGUGCCUGGUCUCGUGUCGCCGAAGCCAUCCAGAAGGGCGAUAUGGACACCACCGGUUCUGAGAAGGGCAAGAUCGAGCAUGCCCAGCGCAACAUGCGCACCAAGGAGCGCUCGGAGGGCCGCGCAUGGGAUCGCCAAUACUUCACCGCUGUCGAGGGACAAGACCCCGUCCUUCAGCAACUCGGCAAGGUCGUCGGUGUGCCUGUUGAUGGCGAGGCUGAUAAGACUGGCGGCCUCUGGCGAUUUGAUAAGGUCAAGGCUGAUGCCCGUGCUGCUAAGCAGCUCACCCAGGAUGACAUUGCUCAGAUGGAGAAGGAGCUUCUUGGAUGGUAG